UAUUUGUAUAAUAAAAAAAAAAUCUAAUUUAAGUGUCAUCUUCACUCUUUGUGCUCCUGCCAAAGUCCAUGUAUUUGUAAUUUACAUUGUAAUUCUAUGAACUUUGUGGAAAAUGGCUUCAACAAGAUUCCAAAUUCACAAAAGGUUUCUGCUGGCUAUUCUAAUUAUUUGCCUCAAGUAUGUUGAUGUGACUGAAGUAUGCAGAGUUGAUGACAAAGACCCAUCUUCAACCACUUGCAAAUUCACUCUUGUGGAAAGCAUACCAGAGAAUCUGACCUAUGCACCAAGUGACCCUAUACUCAUGUCAACAUAUGAAGCCCACAAGAGGCUACUUCUGAAGGCAAAGAAAAGUAUUCACCUGUCUACAUUUUACUGGACUCUGCUGUCAAACGAUACAAGUGUCUAUGAUAACAGUAGUAGUCAGGGUGAAGAUAUCUACAGGAUCUUGACUGACAUUGUGAAAGGCCAAAUUGUGAAAGUGAAAAUAGCGCAAAACAACACCAAUGCAGACACUGAUAAUCUUGCUGCUUUUGGAGCAGAAGUCAGGACCUUGAACUUCACUGCCCUGGUUGGCGCUGGUGUCCUACACACCAAGAUGUGGAUUGUUGACCAGCAACACGUGUACAUUGGCAGUGGCAACUUUGAUUGGCGUUCCUACACUCAGACAAAAGAGACAGGCGUGUUAAUAGAGGACUGCCCAGAGCUAGGAGAGGAUGCUGAUAAAAUUUUUCAGGUUUACUGGAUGCUGGGAACACUUAAAGUGAUUCCCUACCCUUGGCCAGAUAAUUUUUUGACCAAAAUCAACAUGACGACCCCGCUGGAGGUCAACUAUAAUUCAAGCAAAGGUGGCGUCUAUAUCACCAGCUCACCACCACCAUUUUGCCCAGUAGGCCGCACAUAUGACAUUGACGGCAUCAUCAAUGUCAUCAGAUCUGCUAAGAAGUUUAUUUAUAUUUCUGUCAUGGAUUACCUACCUUUGUUUGUCUAUUUAAACCCAGAAAUCUACUGGCCUGUGAUAGACAAUGAGCUGAAGAGAGCUGCCAUUGACAGAAAGGUCGAAGUUCGUCUAUUGGCCAGCCACUGGAGACACACCAGCCCAGAGAUGUACACGUUUCUGUCAUCCUUGUCCAUUUUGAGCCACGCAAGGAAUCUUAACAUAAAACUAUACGUGAAACUAUUCACUGUACCUGCUUACACAGACAUUCAGGAACAAAUUCCUUUUGCUCGGGUCAGCCACAGUAAAUACAUGGUCACAGACAAGCAUGCAUACAUUGGUACAUCCAACUGGUCAGGUGACUACUUCAAGUACACAGGGGGUGUGGCUUUUGUCCUGAAGGAUGAAGAUUGUUCUGGAACCCCCGGCAGCUUGAGGCAACAGUUACAAGAUGUGUUCGUCAGAGAUUGGCAGUCCAACUAUACCAAGCCUGUCUUUGGUUAACUACGAAUGGACAGAUUUAUGAAGUUUAUAUAAAUAGGCUGAUCUAGUCUAUUUAUUUUUUAUAAAGGCCUAUAAUCCUAUUGGAUAAAAGUUCCAAACUAUGAAGGUUUACUACUGAGGUGUAAUUGGCAUAAUUAAUUAAGAUUGUAACGACUUUAAUCUCCACAGUACACCUGAAUAAUUUCUAACUUGUAAACCCGUCUGUUUUUCAUUUUAUUGAAUUCCUUUUUGUGAUUCACAUGUUUAACUUCCACUUUCCAAGGGCAGCUACUCUAUUCACUUGUUAUUGUUCAAAGACAAUUUGGUCACACUUUACCUUGUAUGACUUAGCCAAAGAAAAAAGACAAACUGGAUUUAGUCAUCUAUAUUAUCAAUUUGAUUUAGAUGUUAUAGGAAACUUUUGACAAUCAGGGUAUACUCUAUGAUAUCUGUCAUUAACAAAACAAUCCUCACAUUAGUUCUGUCUCUAGUCUUAAAGUCUUUCUAUUUCAGUCUGUCAUUAUAAUAAAAUGACUUUUCACUCUAAUCAUUUCUGCAUUGUGUUACCAGCAGUGUUUCUUCCAGACUUUU
This is a messenger RNA of Physella acuta, 2008 nucleotides long. Its product is annotated as 5'-3' exonuclease PLD3. Lineage: Eukaryota; Metazoa; Mollusca; Gastropoda; Physidae. Gene Ontology annotation, molecular function: catalytic activity. The record is from RefSeq and is a predicted model, not a curated record.